This is a messenger RNA of Suhomyces tanzawaensis NRRL Y-17324, 759 nucleotides long. RefSeq lists its product as uncharacterized. NCBI's taxonomy places the organism in Eukaryota, Fungi, Ascomycota, Pichiomycetes, Serinales, Debaryomycetaceae. The record is from RefSeq and is a predicted model, not a curated record. The coding region runs from base 1 to 759 and encodes 252 amino acids. The transcript has a single exon.
AUGGAAGACACCAUCCUCGACAUCGUGGACCUCCUCGAUUCCACCGAGCUCACCGACGUGGUCCACGGCAUCGACCAGUUGGACUUGCUUCUUUCGCAGCUCCUUCCCCAGAUCGUGGCCAUGCACAAACGAGGCACCGUCACCAGCACCAAUAGCGGCAUUCCCGACUCAAAGUCGCUUGCAACCUUCGUGGCUCUCCAGGACAACUUCCAGUACAACUUGGCCCAUUACCUCAUCAAUUUCUACAAGUUUCUCGCCAAGGACCCACGCGAGGUGGAUCCCAAAGCCAUUCUCACCUGCAACAGGCUCCUCCAGGGCCUCCUCUUAAUCCACCCUAGCCUGCGAAAGCUCUUCAGCCGUCUGUCCAAUAUGCGUCUCUUGCUCGUGUUGGUGGACCAGGGCACGUUCUCCAUCCAAAUCACCAUCUCGUUCAUCUCGACCCUCAUCCACAUCCUCCUCAAGGACUUGAAGAACUUCCGGAUUUUCGAGGACAACGGUGGAUGUUCCAUCCUCAUCCGCAAGUUCAAGCUCGCGUCGUUCGAUGAGCUUCCCAAGUCGAAUUCCAACAUCAAGGUCUACACCCAGCAAAACUUGAACUUCAAGAUCAUUGAGUUCUUGAUCUUUUAUUUGGUGGAUGAAACGAACUUCAAGAGCACAAUCACCCCCAAGACCGUGGCGGAAAAGUCAGCGUUGUUCAAGGCCGACUUUCCUGAGAUCGAUAGCUUGAUCGAGAACUUGAACGAGUUGAACAAUUUAUGA